CAGAUACAAAACUAAUCUUAGAAGGUAGUUUCUUGCCCUGGCACCUAACAUCAAGCAGUAGUCAAGAUGCAAGCUGAAAGUGCUCUGUCUGUGAUUGGCUCAAGGCCAAUGGAAUUGUCUGUUGUUCCACAUGGUGGUCCUCAAACACUGGGGCAAAACGGAAAGCAGCGCACAUCAAGUUUGGAGUCACCAAUCAUGUUGCUAACUGGUCAUCAGAGUGCCAUAUACACAAUGAAGUUCAAUCCAGAAGGAACUGUCAUUGCAUCUGGGUCUCAUGACAGGGAAAUUUUUCUUUGGAGCAUGCAUGGUGAUUGCAAGAACUUCAUGGUUCUAAAAGGGCACAAGAAUGCGGUUCUGGAUCUUCAAUGGACUAGUGAUGGGUCACAGAUAGUAUCGGCCAGCCCAGACAAGACACUGAGGGCAUGGGAUGUCGAAACUGGGAAACAGAUAAAAAAGAUGGCAGAACACUCGUCUUUUGUAAAUUCUUGCUGUCCUGCCCGGAGGGGCCCUCCUCUUAUUGUCAGUGGAUCUGACGAUGGCACUUCCAAACUCUGGGAUAUGCGUCAGAGGGGUGCCAUUCAGACUUUUCCAGAUAAAUUCCAAAUCACAGCCGUGAGUUUCUCGGAUGCAUCAGAUAAGAUAUACACAGGUGGUAUAGACAAUGAUGUUAAGGUGUGGGAUUUGCGGAGAAACGAGGUCACUAUGACUCUUCAAGGCCAUCAGGAUACAAUAACUGGUAUGCAAUUGAGUCCGGAUGGGUCUUAUCUUCUUACCAAUGCAAUGGACUGCACACUCCGCAUAUGGGAUAUGCGCCCAUACGCACCACAAAAUCGUUGUGUGAAGAUCAUGGAAGGGCAUCAACAUAAUUUCGAAAAGAACUUGUUGAAAUGUGGCUGGUCACCUGAUGGAAGCAAGGUCACGGCUGGUAGUUCUGACAGGAUGGUGUACAUUUGGGAUACCACUUCCCGACGCAUCUUGUAUAAACUCCCUGGCCAUACUGGAUCUGUGAACGAAUGUGUCUUCCAUCCCAGUGAGCCUAUCGUUGGGUCUUGCAGUAGUGACAAACAGAUUUAUCUUGGGGAGAUUUAAACUACUUUUCAUCAACCUUCCCCCAUUUGGUUAUACAAAGUGAAGUUAAGAGCUGCUAUUUGGGGCCUAUGCAAGCACCCAUGAAGGUAUCACAACAAUUGUACUCUUUGUUUCUUAGCUGACCUUUGACAUGUUUAGUGCUGGUUUUUAUUUUGUUCAAAUGUUGUCUGCAUCAUGAAAAUUCGAUCUAACAUCUACCCAUGUUGGGAUGCCUAUGCAAAUUUAGCAUCUAUCCGUGUUCAAUUCUCGUCUGGCUUGUUGCUGGAACUGUGGCAAAGUUUGAAUAGCACACCAACCCAGUUG
This is a messenger RNA of Ilex paraguariensis (yerba mate), 1392 nucleotides long. NCBI's taxonomy places the organism in Eukaryota, Viridiplantae, Streptophyta, Magnoliopsida, Aquifoliales, Aquifoliaceae. The record is from the annotation of a GenBank genome assembly.